Messenger RNA from Helianthus annuus (common sunflower), 1981 nucleotides. RefSeq names its product CLP protease regulatory subunit CLPX1, mitochondrial. The record is from RefSeq and is a predicted model, not a curated record. The transcript is spliced from 14 exons. Gene Ontology annotation, biological process: protein catabolic process; protein folding; proteolysis. Gene Ontology annotation, molecular function: ATP binding; ATP hydrolysis activity; ATP-dependent protein folding chaperone. Lineage: Eukaryota; Viridiplantae; Streptophyta; Magnoliopsida; Asterales; Asteraceae. Gene Ontology annotation, cellular component: mitochondrial matrix. The coding region runs from base 813 to 1844 and encodes 343 amino acids.
AGAGACAUGUGAUGCACACCAGAUAGAAAAAAGAAGAUAACUUAGUUAUAUAGAUUUUAGUAUAUGAUCGAUCCCCAAAAACACUUGAUUGUAUAUUGCAUCCAACGAACAUCCAUCGUCUUCCUCAACUCAUCUAAAAGUCACCGAUUCUCCUCGAAAUCCUUUCAAUCUUUCAUAUAAAUAAAUGCCCAACUCGUAAAAAUCAGUCUUUCCGCCAUGGCUGCUGCUGCCCUGAGAUCAAAGUCAUAUAAUCUCUCAAAAUUGAGAUGCUUUAAUUCAAGUCAUCGUAUGCACGCUGCCCCAAUAAUACCCAAUUCCCAAAUCACUUCCUCAAUUCCCAACCAAUUACAUCAAUAUAUCCCUCACCACCAAUCCUUCAAGCCCUUUUCAUCCUCCGGUCAUAGGGGCUAUAAUAGUAAUUGUAAGAGGAGCCUACUUAAUCUCUCCGGUGAUGAGUAUGGAGACCCACCGGAGGUUUGGCAGCCUCCUGGCGUUGGGAUUGUUCCUCAGCCCGGUCUUAAGGCGGUUCCUGUAUCCGCUUCGGGUUCGGGUUCUGGUUCUGGUGAUGGGAGUUGGGGAGGCUCUGCUUUGGGCAAUAGCUUCCCAACUCCUAAAGAGAUUUGUAAAGGGCUUGACAAGUUUGUUAUUGGUCAGGAAAGAGCAAAAAAGGUGCUUGCAGUGGCAGUUUACAAUCACUACAAGAGGAUCUCCAAUGACACUUCACACAAGUUAGGCCUUCAAGGAAUGACAAGACAAAUGCCAUAGAUGAUGAUGAUGAUGCAGUAGAACUUGAGAAAAGCAACAUUCUUCUAAUGGGGCCAACGGGUUCAGGGAAGACACUACUUGCAAAAACACUAGCGCGCUUAGUGAAUGUUCCUUUUGUUAUUGCAGACGCUACUACACUCACCCAGGCGGGGUAUGUUGGGGAAGAUGUGGAGUCCAUUCUAUACAAGCUUCUUACUGUUGCUGAUUAUAAUGUAGCAGCUGCUCAGCAGGGAAUUGUGUAUAUUGAUGAAGUUGACAAGAUUACAAAGAAGGCUGAGAGUGUUAACAUUAGCAGAGACGUAUCGGGCGAGGGUGUGCAACAGGCGUUAUUAAAAAUGCUAGAAGGGACGAUAGUCAAUGUCCCUGAGAAAGGUGCACGGAAACAUCCUAGAGGAGACAACAUUCAGAUUGAUACCAAAGAUAUCCUGUUUAUUUGUGGAGGGGCUUUUAUAGAUUUGGAAAAAACCAUUUCAGAAAGACGGCAGGAUUCUUCUAUUGGAUUUGGGGCACCUGUUCGUGCAAACAUGAGAACCGGAGGUGUUACAACUGCUGCUGUAACUUCAACCUUAUUGGAGACCGUUGAAAGUAGUGAUCUAAUUGCUUACGGUCUGAUACCUGAAUUCGUUGGACGGUUUCCGAUUCUUGUCAACUUAUUAGCUCUUACCGAGAAUCAACUUGUCCAGGUACUAACUGAGCCGAAGAACGCAUUAGGCAAACAAUACAAGAAGUUAUUUCAGAUGAAUGGUGUUAAGCUACAUUACACCGGAAGUGCAUUGAGAUUAAUUGCAAGAAAAGCAAUAACUAAGAACACGGGUGCUCGGGGAUUGAGGGCCUUACUUGAGAACAUAUUGAUGGACUCCAUGUAUGAGAUUCCUGAUGUAAGAAGUGGUAAAGAUAUUAUAGAAGCUGUAGUGGUUGAUGAGGAGGCUGUUGAGGGAAAGGGUUGUGGAGCUAAAAUCCUCCAUGGUGAAGGUGCGUUUGACUGUUAUCUGUCACAACAUACUGUAAAAGACGGGGUGGCAGACGGCGGAGCCGAGGCGGAGGAAGAGGCAGAGUUGCCUUCAAUUGCUGCUUUGUAAAUUACUGGGAGAUGGUAUUAACACAUGUAUGUAUAGAUAAUGUGUACUGAUUCAAGCUCUAUGAUUUAAUAAGUAAAAUUAAUGUUGAACAUAGAUUAUAAUAAAUUAAUGGAAAAAUGGAUGGUUAUUAUAGUAAA